GGAAAUUUUUCUUGAGUAAAUAAUUUUGUUCAUUGUUUGGCAACCCUUAACAGUACAACAAAAGGCCAUGAAUGGCCAAACAACCACUACAGCUUACAAAAAGGCAACAAAACAACAAAAGAAAAGGGCAGAAACGUAUUAUCCUAGCUAAGAAUAAUCGAGUCCCAUUGCCAUACAGCAAGUUUGGUUCUCAGUAGGCAAAGGCAUAUUCCUCCAAGAACCUCACAUAGCUACCCAUAAGAUGAAGGACCCCAAUCUAUUUUUCGUUUGUUCAUUAUUGGGCAAACCAUGUAGAUUGCUUGAUCGGUGUGAGAGAAAAUCGUCGGCGCAAGCCACCAAUUGCAACAAACACCUCUCUUUCAGUUGUAUUCUUCCCCCAAAACCUCAAUUAUUCUUGGUUUGGGCUUAUUGGUAUUUUUACUUCUUUAUGUGGACGGGCAACUUGAAUUGUGAUUUAAUCCAAAGGUCAGAUUGGGUCCCGUUCGAUCAAAGAAUUUUAGUGAAUCUCAUCAGACUCAUUGAUAUGAGAGUUACCCAAUCUGAAGUGUCUUAUUCAAUUGAUUCGAGUUCGUAUCCUUUUGACCUGACUUAUUGUGACCAAUAGCUUCAUAGUUUUCUUUUUCUUUUUCUCGGAGUAAUAAGUUUUCCAAUUUUGUAAUUUACGGUUAGAUUUACCUAUCUAAGCACAGCCAAAUCUAUGUAGUCCCCUAUGGCAAUGGAUUACACAUCUAAUAUUUAUGUGCUUUGACAGGUCAACAAUGCAAAUACCAGCUAUAUGGACUUGCAGUAUGACUGCAUAUUUAAUGCUAAGGUCUCUGACCAACUAAAUCGACUAUAUUUGAAGUUCGUGAAGAGGGAUCCUGGUUAUGAUGGAAAGGUUUCCUUGUACGGUCACUCUUUGGGAAGUGUUCUCUCAUAUGAUAUUAUUUGCCAUCAAGAGAAUUUAUCCUCCCCCUUUCCAAUGGAGUGGAUGUAUAAAGAACAACACCUUGCAAAUGAAGAAUCUUCUUCCCCUACUCUUAACAACCAAUCUGCAGACUGCAAUUUUAAAUCCAGUCAUAACAAGAACGUUGGUUCAUUGAACAAUCAAACUAAGGGAAUGGUAGGUCCCUCAGAAGAAGACAAUCCGGCCGAAAAACCAACUUUUCCAGUGCCGGAGAUGGAAGAUUCUUCUUUUCCCACUGGGUUUUCUGUCCCAUUAGACUUGGACGAACCUUCUGCAAUGGAGGUGGAGUCUAAACAAUCUGAUGCUAUUGAUCAAUGGGGAAAGAUGACGACGGGCAGGUUUUUGAUUCUAGAGAUAUGCUUUCUUGCAAAAGGGAAUAUUUUAAUGACGCCUCUGACCUGAAUUAUCAAGUGCUACUGGGCGAUGUAGGAAAGCUAUCCUGCAGUGGGUCUGAGAGUGAUAAGGACUAAGCAAUCAAACCGCUAAGAGGGAGGUGGUAUUUAGCAACUUAGGUGCCUUAGUUUCCAGAUAUUUGUUUAUCCUACUGAAUAAAUUUGCUAAUAUCACAGAUUGAUUGCCUAAAAACAAGGAUCACCGAAUUAUAAACUGUGCGUUGUGGUGAAGGUACAUGUAGGGGAUGUAAUAUUAUUUUUAUUGUUACACUCCCCCAUUCUUGUGCUUCGGCCCUUUAUUGUUUUUUUUAUCAAUGUGGCUAAUAUGUAUUUUGUAUAUUGAGAGGGUAUAUGGGAUUUGAUGAGCUACCUCAACAGGAAAUGAGACAGUAUCGGCGACUACUGCAAAUCAACCUUUCUGGAAAUCUUCUAUGUGGACAAAAUGAUACGCUGAACUAUUACACUCCUUAUAUCAAAUAUAAGAAGUUGGAAUUCGAGGUGGACACCUUCUUUGCAGUCGGGUUUCCACUCGGUGUAUUUCUUGCCCUCCGCAAUACUUGUAUAGGGAUCGGUAAUAAAUUUGUUAUUGCAUGCUUAGUUUCUGUAAAUUUGAUAUUUUGUCUUACUGUCUCCGUUUUUACUUGGGAGAAAUCGGUUAAUUUAGUUGGUAGAAGUAUUUUGACUUCAUUGUGUUCUUUUUUGAAAUUCAUUGUACGAGUUUCUUACUCAAUCAGAGUAGCAUAAAUCUCUACGCCAAUGUGAUACAAAAUGUGAUUAAUAUACACAUGGAGUUUAAUUUUCUCAAAGGUUUCCAGUUCCAAGGUGAUCAAUGAGACUAUAAUCUUAGUUCCAAUAACUCGAGAUUUUUAGUGAUUGCGGACUUGGCAUUUUGUGCCUUACUUUCUUAGAUUCUUCAUAGGUUUUGGAGGCAUAGAUAGUGUGCGGCACAGACAUUUCUAUAGAGUAGCGGUGUCCCUAUCAGAGCACGUGCGGACACUAGCACUUCUUUGUAUUCCCAAACUAGCUUCGUCUCCUUGCAAAAGCACCUGUUGGACAUUAACGCUUCUCGACACUCCUGACAUGCUGAUUGCUUCUCGGAUAUGUCCAUAUGGUUUGAAAUAAACAUACUAAUGUAUCACACUUGGUUGACGCUUUCUCUUAAUAAGAGCAUUCCUUGGCACUCUUGAUUUUAGAUAAAGAAAAAUCUGUAAGUUGCCAACUUUCUUCAAGAGCAUAUAAUCUUCCCUGAUAAGAGAGGACUUGAAGUUGAUGGCUUGGAUCAUUUCCAAGAAGUUUCUCACCGGCUAAAGUUGGCAAGGGUCUCUCUCUUCUGCC
Messenger RNA from Rhododendron vialii, 2673 nucleotides. RefSeq names its product phospholipase SGR2-like. Gene Ontology annotation, cellular component: cytoplasm. Gene Ontology annotation, molecular function: glycerophospholipase activity. The record is from RefSeq and is a predicted model, not a curated record. NCBI's taxonomy places the organism in Eukaryota, Viridiplantae, Streptophyta, Magnoliopsida, Ericales, Ericaceae. The transcript is spliced from 5 exons. Bases 776 to 1348 code for a protein of 190 amino acids.